AUGGCAUCCCUGCGAUUCACCCGUCCAACGACACGCUGCGCGCGCCCACGCCAACCCCCCUCGCAGCGGCGGACCUUCCUGCCCAACCCCUUCGAAGCCCUGAACUCCGCGCUGCCAUCUUCGUCGUCGCCGCCACAGAUCCUGACCGCCGUGCGCACGCUGCCCUACCCCUCGGCCCCCGUCUACUCCAUAAUAGCCGACGUGCCCAACUACCAGCACUUCCUGCCUUACUGCCAGCGCAGCGACAUAACCAAGUGGUCUGCACCGGACAAGGUCUACGGCCGGCGCUGGCCAUCCGAGGGCACCCUGACCAGCGGCUUUGGCGGCAUAACCGAGAGUUUCGUGAGCAGGGUGUACUGCAUACCGGGGCGCUAUGUGGAGAGUGUGGGCGGGAAUACCGAGACGAGUUUGAAGACGGAGGAUAUCGCGCAUCACCUCGACGGCGGCCAGCAGGCGGCGGAGCGAAGGGAAGGCGAGAACGGCCUGCUUACCCACCUGCGGAGUAAGUGGACUGUUGAGGCUAUACAGAACGACCAGACACAGGUCAGUCUGGCAGUCGAGUUUGCGUUUGCGAACCCCAUGUAUGCCGCUCUGAGUGGGGGCGUCGCGCCCAAGGUGGCAGAGUUCAUGAUCAAGGCUUUCGAGAAGAGGGUCCAAGAGCUGCUGACGAACAACCCCGACAUGGUCAGGGCGAGUCUAGCGGAACUGGAUGGUAGUCGCUUGAAGAGGUAG
Messenger RNA from Alternaria ethzedia, 732 nucleotides. RefSeq lists its product as uncharacterized. Gene Ontology annotation, molecular function: ubiquinone binding. The record is from RefSeq and is a predicted model, not a curated record. The coding region runs from base 1 to 732 and encodes 243 amino acids. Lineage: Eukaryota; Fungi; Ascomycota; Dothideomycetes; Pleosporales; Pleosporaceae. The transcript has a single exon. Gene Ontology annotation, biological process: ubiquinone biosynthetic process; cellular respiration. Gene Ontology annotation, cellular component: mitochondrion.